AUGGAACCUGCAUUCUACCGUGGCGAUAUCUUGUUUCUGACCAAUCCCGAGGACGUGCCGUAUGAAGUAGGGGAUAUCACUGUCUACAAAAUACCAGGAGCAGACAUCCCCAUCGUCCACCGCGUUAUCGAAUCACAUUCCACCAACACCACCCAACGCCUGCUCACCAAAGGCGACAACAAUCCAUCAGACGAUAUCGUGCUCUACAAUGGAGCAGAGUGGAUUGAGAGGGAGCAGAUUGUAGGGAAGGUGAGGGGGUUCUUGCCGUAUGUGGGGUAUGUGACUAUUGCUAUGAACGAUUUCCCGCAACUAAAGUACGCCGUCCUCGCCAUCGUCGGCGGGUUCGUCCUUGUUCAGGGAGAAUAG
Cryptococcus wingfieldii CBS 7118 is the source of this 366-nucleotide messenger RNA. Its product is annotated as signal peptidase complex catalytic subunit SEC11. Gene Ontology annotation, molecular function: serine-type endopeptidase activity. Gene Ontology annotation, cellular component: signal peptidase complex; membrane. Lineage: Eukaryota; Fungi; Basidiomycota; Tremellomycetes; Tremellales; Cryptococcaceae. The coding region runs from base 1 to 366 and encodes 121 amino acids. The record is from RefSeq and is a predicted model, not a curated record. The transcript has 3 exons.